Messenger RNA from Monomorium pharaonis (pharaoh ant), 426 nucleotides. RefSeq lists its product as uncharacterized. The coding region runs from base 1 to 426 and encodes 141 amino acids. The transcript has a single exon. Gene Ontology annotation, molecular function: nucleic acid binding. Gene Ontology annotation, biological process: DNA integration. NCBI's taxonomy places the organism in Eukaryota, Metazoa, Arthropoda, Insecta, Hymenoptera, Formicidae. The record is from RefSeq and is a predicted model, not a curated record.
AUGAGACCGUCAAAAUCCAAUGUUAGUUCCGAGAGGCAGCAGUUCGUCGAGGAACUGCACGCUCCGGCGAGAAGAAAUUUUCCACGAAGACGCGUCAUAGUUUGUGGAUACGAUGAUCUAUGGCAGGCUGAUAUCGUCGAGAUGAUUCCAUAUUCACGUUUCAACAGAGGCUACCACUAUAUUCUCAUUGUCAUCGAUGUGUUAAGCAAACGCGCGUGGGGCGUACCUCUCAAGAGCAAGAGCGGAAGCGAGACCGCUGACGCUAUCUCUGAAAUAAUUCGAGAGAGCGGAAGACGCCCGAAAAAUUUACAGACCGAUAUGGGGAAGGAGUUUUACAACGCCAAUGUGCAGAAAGUAUUGAAGAAACACAACAUUAAUCAUUAUUCCACGUACUCGGUAAUGAAGGCGUCGGUCGUCGAACUUUAA